This is a messenger RNA of Caenorhabditis sp. 36 PRJEB53466, 854 nucleotides long. The record is from the annotation of a GenBank genome assembly. Lineage: Eukaryota; Metazoa; Nematoda; Chromadorea; Rhabditida; Rhabditidae.
AUGGGUAAUCAGUACGUGAAACCAGAACGCACGGGCAACUCGCCAUUCACCCGGUCCGGAGUUCCCCCGCCGGCCCUUGGCAAAACCGGUGACAAGCCGCUCCACAGGUAAUUUAUUCUAUAUUGCCGAAAUACGAUCCAGCUCGUUCAUUUCAUAAAAGUUCCAGGUCUAAUUUAUGACAUUCUUCAGAGUGAAUGAUCGUAUGUCUCUGGAAUUGCACAUGGCCGACGAGCGUGUCCGUGCCACCGGUUUGAGCCCAGCUGAAAGAGAAUGGAGAAAGAAAUGGGUUCAUGUGAGUUUUCAUUUAUAUUUUGGAGUUGAAAAGGUUAUUUUCAGGACCAACACCUGCAUGCCGACGAGCCAGUAGUUGUGGAUGCCGUUCACCGUCAGUUGAACCCAAUCAGAACCGCCUACAGACUUCCGUGGGACAAGUUUUACCUCCAUUACCUCAAAGUGAGUAUCUUCGUUUCGUUGUUUCUUUGUUUCCCUCGAAUUUUCAGCCAACGUUCGGAGUCUACUACGGAACUGCCAUCAGAGUGACCGUUCCGAAACUGAUCAUCGCGUUCGUCGUCGUGCAGACUGCCUAUUACUACUGGAAGUACGAGGUUAAGGACUGGACACACUUGCGAGGACUCGAGUCGAUGCCGCAGAAGGAAGUGAUCGUAAACGCGCAGACCAUCGAGGCCAAGUUCCCGGGACUUCUGGACAAGGGACUCGCCAAUCCGUCCAAGGACGACUACUACACGUAUGAAUGUUCCUUUUUUGAUGAUUUCUGAUUCCGUUCAAUUUCCAGGCCGACUUUCAACAAGCGUACUGCGUACCUAGACGUCGGAGAGACGAAGCGACCGUGGUGA